GUGAAGUAUUAUAUUAAGAAGAUAUUGUUUUACAUGUGUCUGACUGUUCGUGGCUUGUCAGUACAACAACUACAAAACCUGUUUGCUGAAUUUUUUUGAGCAAGUGGACAGGUGUUACCAUGAAGAUCGUGCUUGUUGUCAGCGUGGUCCUUGCUGCUGCUCUGUCUCGGUCUGACGCACAAAGAGACGGAGGGUCUGGCGGAUCUGGCGGAUCUGGCGGUGUCGUUGGGAAAGGCGUAAAUGGCGGCGUUCGCCGAUGUGGAUCCGGUGGACACAGCGAUAGCGGACGAGGUGGAAUAGACGAUGGCGUGUCUGCACUAGUAGUCGCAGGAAGUUUACCUCAAGACAAUGGCAAAAUUGGCGGGGAUAUGGGUCGAGACGGUAGCCGAGUUAGUGGAGAUGUAGGGCGAGACGGUGUGCGAGUUAGUGGAGUAAUGAGUCGAGACGGAGGCCGAGUUGGCGGAGAUAUGGGUCGAGACGGUGGCCGAGUUAAUGGAGACAUGGGUCGAGACGGUGGCCGAGUUGGCGGAGAUACAAAUCGAGACGUUGGCAAAAUUGAUACAGUUUUAAGUCAAGACAGUGGUCGAGUUGGUGGUAAUACGGGUCGGGACGGCGGUCGAAUCGGUGACGAUGUUGGUCGAGACGUUGGCGAAGUAGGGGGAGGUGUAGUCCGAGACGGUGGUAAAGUUGGUGUAGAUAUGAAUCGGGGCGGCGGUGUAAUUGGCGGAAUAGUAGGCGGAGAUGUAGGCAGAGACGGUGGCAUAGUUGGCGUUGAAACGGGUCGAGAUAGUGGCCGAGUUGGCGCAGAUGUAGGCCAAGACGGUGCUCGAGUUGGCAAUGAUAUGGGCCGUGCCACUGGUCAAGUUGGCGUAGAUAUGGGUCAAGGCCGUGGCCAGAUUGGCGGCGAUAUUGGUCGAGACGGUGGCCAAGUUGGCGGAGAAAUGGGUCGGAACGUUGGCCAAGUUGGCUCAGGACCCAGAAACUAA
Dreissena polymorpha is the source of this 986-nucleotide messenger RNA. RefSeq lists its product as uncharacterized. The transcript is spliced from 2 exons. Bases 120 to 986 code for a protein of 288 amino acids. Lineage: Eukaryota; Metazoa; Mollusca; Bivalvia; Myida; Dreissenidae. The record is from RefSeq and is a predicted model, not a curated record.